AUGGACACCCAGGGGCUCUUGGCGUUGCAGGAGGCCUGCGAAAGCAUGCUGGUGGGACUUUUCGAGGACAUGAAUGUUUGCGCGGUUCACUGCAAGCGCGUGACGAUCAUGCCCAACGACCUCGUCCUGUGCCGCCGGCUCAAUGGCAGCUGGACGUGGGACAGCUCUCGAAGGCCCCAAACGCCGGGCCAUUAG
Messenger RNA from Symbiodinium natans, 195 nucleotides. Lineage: Eukaryota; Dinophyceae; Suessiales; Symbiodiniaceae. The record is from the annotation of a GenBank genome assembly.